Funneliformis geosporum is the source of this 711-nucleotide messenger RNA. The record is from the annotation of a GenBank genome assembly. Lineage: Eukaryota; Fungi; Glomeromycota; Glomeromycetes; Glomerales; Glomeraceae.
AUGUUUACAGCAUCAAAUCAAAAAACCAUAUUUCAAUAUGAAAACGAAUAUAAAAAAGCAUUUCUUACCUUUUUUAAAUUUUUAACCAGUGAAAAUGGAAUCGAUGAGAAUAAGCGAAAGUUUGUUCUCGAUUGUAUUGAAAAAUUUGUGGAUACUGAAGGAUAUGAUUCAACAAAACGUUUCGUCCUUGAUAUAUUUGAAGAAGUUGGAUUCGAAACGGUUCAAAAUGAAAGAUCCGGCGCGAAGAGGAAUGAUAAUACCAUUGAUAAAAAUGGUGCCACGUCCAACCUUGUAGCCGACGACAACGCCGUUUUAGAAUUCCCAAUGAAGAUCGAUCUCCAACAGAUGCACUUGCUUCAAUUCUUUCAACGCGCCUUGGCUCUCAACGUCGCCACCGGAAGUUCAAACAAACGCAUCUUUGGAUUCAAAAUUCCAUUCGUGAACGACCAUGCAUUUUUUGUUAAAACUUUAUACUUGGGUACUAUAAUGGUGAGGUAUAAACGAGAAGGGGAAAGUUGUGUACCAGAGAUAGUUCGAUUGGAUAAAAUCCCAAAUGGGUGGAAAAUUGACGGUGAUAGGAAACCUCUUGAUGGUACCACCAUCUUCGACUUUUAUCAGCAGGGUCUGAAAACGAGAAAAUACUUCAUGGAAAAAAAGACCAAGAAGUUAAUGAUUCCAAUUUUAUUUGGUUCAAAGAAAUGCGUCAAUUAA